Messenger RNA from Pangasianodon hypophthalmus (striped catfish), 7690 nucleotides. It is a transcript of the gene jazf1a, whose product is annotated as JAZF zinc finger 1a. The record is from RefSeq and is a predicted model, not a curated record. Gene Ontology annotation, cellular component: nucleus. The coding region runs from base 136 to 837 and encodes 233 amino acids. The transcript has 5 exons. NCBI's taxonomy places the organism in Eukaryota, Metazoa, Chordata, Actinopteri, Siluriformes, Pangasiidae.
GAGGUGUUUCGCUCCCCCUCCUCCUCCUCCUCCUCCAGCUGCUCCCGCGCCGCUGCUUCUCCUCUUCCUCUCCUCUUCCUCUCCUCUCCGCCGCUUCUCCUCAUCCUCUUCCUCUCCUUCUACACCGUGGCGGAGAUGGCGGGCGUCGCGGCCGCCUCGUUCUUCUCGAACGCGUGUCGUUUCGGCGGCUGCGGGCUGCACUUCGACUCUCUGGCCGAGCUCAUCGCUCACAUCGAGGACAACCACAUCGACACAGAUCCUAGAGUGCUGGAGAAACAGGAGCUGCAGCAACCCACGUACGUUGCACUGAGUUACAUUAACAGAUUCAUGACUGAAGCAGCACGCAGGGAGCAGGAGAAUCAGAAGAAAAAAGUGCAGCCAAAACUUGCGCUUUCAGUCACGGGAAAUGUCUCACGUAACAACAUGUCCACACCCCCUCGUCAUAGCAACGGCAGUCUGACCCCACCUGUGACUCCGCCCAUCACUCCUUCAUCUUCCUUCCGCAGCAGCACACCCACAGGCAGUGAGUGUGAUGAAGAGGAGGUGGAGUAUGAAGACUCAGACAGUGAUGAAUCGUGGACUACAGAGAGCGCUAUCAGUUCAGAGUCCAUCCUGAGCUCCAUGUGCAUGAAUGGAGGAGACGAGAAGCCCUUUGCCUGUCCGGUGCCUGGCUGCAAGAAGAGAUACAAGAACGUGAAUGGUAUAAAGUAUCACGCUAAGAAUGGACACAGGACACAGAUUCGCGUGAGGAAGCCCUUCAAGUGCCGCUGCGGGAAAAGCUACAAAACCUCUCAAGGGCUUAGACACCAUACCAUCAACUUCCACCCCCCACUGUGAUUACAACACACACACACACGUAUUACUCAUAUUGGUUCAAAACACAUAACACACACAUUCUAUCAGUUACACACCUGCACACAGUAUGACAUCAGAUUCCUGCUAGCACCUUUUCUGUUCUCUCUCUUUUUUAAAUAGUUAUAUUUGUCUGUUUGUAAGUGUGUACUGUUUUGCACAUUCAUAUAUUUACAUAUGAAUAAUACAUUCAUAUCAUUCCUUUUUACAUCUAGUGAGAGUGGAUCAUUAUUUGACCACAUAUUUGCUUUUAAUGACCAAUCAUUGUCAUUUUUAAUUUAUAACAAAAUAUAGUAGUUAUGCUCAGCAAAGCUGAGGGAUAUUCUUUGAAAAGUCUUAAGUUGACAAGUUUAUAUUUUUAUUUACACAUAUGUAUAUAAUAUCUAUAAAGAAAUGUUUAGCAUGUGCAUGUAUUAGUAGCUGUACUUAAUAUGUUUUUAUGAAUUUUUACACAUACACACACCCACACCGUUUUAAAUUAAAUCUUUAACAUAAUAUAGUAUGUGCAAAAUCUGAAGGGGUCUGAAUACUUUUUGAAUCCUAUGUAUAUAUAAUUUAACGCAAUGCCUGUAUCUGUUUAGUGCUCAAAAUAUUCAUGUCUGUUUUUGUAUUCAGAUUUAACCCAAAAGUAGGCAUGGUCUAUGCAGUAACUUGUCAGUUUUUUUAUUUUUUUACGUUAGAAAAUUUUUUUUAAGCUAACCGUACCAUUAUGCCCUGAAACACUGGAAACCACCCCCCCAAAAAACAGGGAAUGUUUCUAAACAACAGCGUUGUUCCCAAAUUAGGAAAUUGUUAUUUAGGCUACAGUUGACAGUAAUAGCCAUCUAAUAUUAUUUUAUCAGAUUUACUUUGAUUUUUAGGUUUGUUACAUUCCAGAAAGAUCAGAAAAGUUCACUGGACACACUACCAGAAUCUACUGUAAAAGCUGAGAUGCACAUACAGUGCUGCUGUGAGUCAAACUGGGGUCCUUUAAGCACUGCGUUAUAAUGCCUGUGUGAUUUUCCGAGGUGAUUUUCUUUUAAUAACGGUAAAGAAUAGUCUGAAAGCUGCCACAUUCAAGUAAAAACCUCACACCUGUGCGAUUAUUUUCUUUCGUCCCACAGGACACACACACCUGCUGUUUCUUUCUGGCAAGCUUUCUAUAAAAAAAUAGAAUACUCCACCUGUUGUCUGGAUCUGUAUUUGGAUUCGUUUAGGAAUCAUUAUCUGUUCAGUCUGAAUAAUGUAUUUGGUUACUUCCCUAGUUAAUGCUGAUUUUGAUGGAUUGGAUUUGACAGAUUCAGACCCCUUCUGUUUUUACACACACUGCAUAUUAUGUCAAAUGGAUUAAAUCUUACUUUCUUGGUCAUUAAUUUACACACAAUAACCCAAAACACACAAUAAUGACAAAACAAAAAAUUUAUUAAAAAUCAAAAACUGAAUCUCUCAUUUAGACGCAUAUUUAGAGCCGUUAUUCAGUACUGUGUAGAAGCAGUUCAGCAGCAGUUCCAGCUUCGGGUGUUCUUGGGCAAGUCUCUACAAGCUUUACACUCCUGGAUCUGGGCAGUUUCUCCCAUUCUUCCUGGCAGAUCCUCUCAAGCUCAGUCAGAUUGGAUGUGGAGCGUCUGUGAGCUGCAUCUUCAGCUCUCUCCACAGAGUUCUCUGGGGUUCAGGUGUGAGCUAUUCCUGGGCCACUCAAGGACAUUCAGAGACUUGUCCUGAAGCCACUGCAGCGUUGUCUUGGCUGUACGCUUCGGGUCGUUGUCAUGGUGACAGGUUUCCGCCAUAUGCCUUUUACUCAGGAAUGGUUUUCGUCUAGCCACUUUACCAUAAAGUUCUGAUCAAUGGAGUAUUUCUGACGGAGCAUUUCUAAUUGGUAGAGUAUUUGUAAUUGAUUGUAAUUUUUAUUUGUUUUAUCUGGUUAUUUGUUUUUAUUUGUUUGUAAUUGAUUCUGAUUGAUGGUGUAUAUCUGAUCGAUGGAACGUUUCUGAUUGAUGAUGUUUGUCCAUCCAGAAGAUUCUCCCGUCUCUGUGGAGGACUUCUGAAGCUCUGUUAGAGUGGACAUUGGGUUCUUGGUCACCUCCCUGACCCAGGCCCUUCUAGCCCUUCCCGGUUACUGAGUUUGGCUAGAUGGCCAGCUCUAGGCUUGGAGUCCUGGUGGCUCCAAACUUCUUCCAUGUCACAAUGAUGAAGCUCACAAUGAUGAAGCUCACAGUGCUCCUGGGAACAUUCAGAGCUUCAGAAAUGGUUUUAUUCCCUCACCCUGAUCUAUGUCUCAACACAGUUUGAUCGUGGAGGUCCACAGAGAGUUCCUUGCACUUCAUGGCUUGGUUUUUGGUCUGACCUGCGCUGUGAAUUGUGGGAUCUUAUACACACAGCUGUGUGACUUUCAUUGUCCAGUCAGUUGAACUGGCCACAAGUGGAUUUCUGUCACCUUCUAGGGACACCUGAAGAUCAUAAUCAAAGCAAACAGGAUACACCUGAUCUCAAUCUGGAGUGCCUUUAGCCAAGAGUCUGAAUACAUAGCUAACUGAGAGAUUUCAGUUUUUCAAUUUAAUGAAUUUGCAAACAUUUUUAAAACAUUGUUUCCCAUUGCCAUUCUGGAUUAUUCUGCGUAGAUUAAUGGUCAAAAUUAAUCCAUAUUAAUUUGAAUCUGUAACACUGUGUCACACACACACACACACUAUAUAUAUAUAUAUAAAACACAGUCACCGUCAGGAACACCUGCUCAUGUAUGCAAUUAUCCAAUCAUCCAAUCAUGUAGCAGCAGCACAAUGCAUAAAAUCAUGCAGAUGCAGGCCAAGAGCUUCAGUUAACAUUCACAUCAAACAUCAGGAUGGGGGAAACGUGUGACUUUGACCAUGGCAUGGUUGUUAGUGUCAGAUGUGCUGGUUUGUGGCAAAUCUGUGGGCAAAAACACCUUGUUGAUGAGAGGGUCAGAGGAGAAUGUCCACAGUAGUUCAAGCUGACAGGAAGUCUAUGGUAACUCAGAUAACUACUCUGUACAACUGUGGUGAGCAGAAAAGCAUCCCAGAAUGCACAACACACUAAACCUUGAGGUGGAUGGGCUACAUCAGAAGAUCUGGUUUUUCCAUGCCACUGUUAAAGUCACUGAGAUCUCAUUUUUCCCCCAUUCUGAUGUUUGAUUAACGUUAACCGAAGUUGUAUGAUUGUAUGCAUUGUGCUGCUGUCACUUGAUUGACAGAUUGGAUAGUUGCAUGACGGAGCAGGUGUACAGGUGUAUAGGCUUGUGCGAUAUUGAUUUCUCGCAGCACGUUAAAUUAAAUUAAAUUAAAUUAAUUAAAAAGAAAAUUCUCAAUAAAGUAUUUAAUCAUCCAGAACAAUUAAAUAAGCCUAAAAAAGACAGGAAAAGGAACAUUUCCACCAUUUCAGUUUUAAGGAGAAUACAGGAGGGUGAAGGUUAAUAACAUUAGCAGUUGUGCAGAGUCAGAGUAACAAUGCUGCAUACUUACUCCAAUUUCUGUUGUUCAUGUUAGGAACACGUGAUGUUAGCAAGGCACAGCAGGAUUCUGCACACUAUACCCGCAGUAUUAGCUUUAAUUAGUUUUCAUUGUAAUGCUCUUUGUUUGGCUCUUUGGUGGUGUUCAGUUCAAUUCAGUUUUAUUUAUAUAGUGCUUUUAACAGUGGACAUUGUCAUAAUGCCACUUUCUUCUGCUUUGUUCUGGUGAUUACUGUGUAGGGAAAUUAUACAUGAGGGUGAGUCAAAUGAAAACCUUUUUUUUUUUUUUUUUUUUUUUUAAUUUUGCAUUGUUGAUUGCAAAUAGGUGUCACAAAAGUGUAUUGUUUUUCUACAUAAUCUCCAUUUUGUUUAAAGCAAGUGUUCCAGCACUUAAUAAGGGCCUGGAUUCCUCUAAAAAAUUCUAGUGCUUGCAUGUGCAGCCAGUAACUAUAAUCUACCAAGAGAACAACAGAAACAGCAUCUGCGUGUGAAUGGAGUCGGACCUCGCUGGGGUUUGUAAAGUGUUACAUUUAACAUAAUUACAUCUUUUUAGGUCAGAAUUUUCAUCCUUCUAUCUCUUUCAGUCAAAAACCCAAAGUGCUGUUUUUGACUACUUUUGGCCAAAAUGUUUCAGUGGCAUCCCUAAUAAAUAUAGUUAACUGAGGUUAAAUAUAUUCCUGUCUAAUGUUAGCUAAGCUGAACAUAUGCUGAUAGAUUUUAUUUCACUAUAAUGAACUCAACAUAUUCUCCAGUUACUUUGACGGAAUGUGAGGGUGCAGGAAUUGGCAGGAGGGGGCGGGGCUUCAGGGCAGUGUCAGGUAAAAUUGCAGAGUCCAAAACACCAGCGCAGAUCAGAUUCCAGGUUCACGUGUCGAUUUGCUCAUCUCUAGUUUUAUUAGGGAGAAAAACACUGCUUUUUUAGUGUAUUUUUUAGUAAUAACUGUACUGGAAUACUCUGAUAUUAAAUUGCGGAGCUCCUACACAAAAUCCAUAAUGGCUGGCAGGUCAGAUAAUAUACUUUACUUUAGUAUAAUAUAAUAUACUUUACUUUACUAUAAUAUAAUAUACUAUAAUGUACUAUAAUAUAAUAUGAUAUGAUAUGAUAUGAUAUUGUAGGAGUAAACAGCACUGGAUAUUGUAGCAGUAUAAUUUUGUGUAGAGAUGAUUAAAUUAUAUCGCACAAGCCUAGUUACUAUUAAAGUGGAUUUACAUUUUUUUAUUUUUCAAACUUAAUUCUUUUUCAUUAAUUCAUUUUAUUCAUUGUUGGUGGAGAAACGUUUGAGUCUCAUUGGAAAGACAUUAAUCUCAGGUCCCAACACUGCCACCACCAUUUAUACAACAGUAAUUGAAGCGAAAGUUGAGAGAGAUGAAAUUCCUGACAGCAUUACUACACCCAGUGCAUCAAAAUGUUCUGUAGUGAUAAAUCUGGAGAGAGAGGGUGAGAGUUUCUCCUGUGCUGCGAUUGCCAGCAGCUCUAAAGUGCCAAGUUAUUGUGUGAGUGAGAGUAAGCAAGUAUUUGUGGAAUUAACAGACCUGAAACUAGUGUGUAUGCACUCUGCACUCGACAGUAGUGUGUUUGUGGGUUUGCCUUUUUGUACAUCUGAGUUCUUCAUAGCUUUUUUGUUUUGUUUUACCAUGCUGCUUGCUUUUUCUCAUUGCAUGCAGUGUAUAUUCCCUGCAUUGCUGGUCUGCAGUACCUCUGCUUCAAGCCUUACUCUAUUAUUUUUUUGUCAGAAGUAUUAUGCUGUUAUGUUGCUGCCUCUCAUGUUAUAAGCUAUGAUGCCAUAGAUAGAUAGAUAGAUAGAUAGAUAGAUAGAUAUUUAUGCUGGCAGCAAUGUUUGACAGCAAACAUAUUUUCCCCAGAGCAGUUAACUUGCCUGAUUUCACGUGUACUGUAUGGUUUACAGUUUAAGCGGUAUACUUGUGGCUUGGUGACUGUCGAGCUAAGGGUGAUGAAUAAAAGAAUGUACGUGACACACAAUACAUAGUUUUCAUAUAUAGUUUGCUAGUAUCACUGAAAGAAGCGGUUGAAAAGCAAAAUCAGCUCUCUUCUGGUUGGAGCAAGACCAUCUUAUUCAGCAAAGUAACAGUGGUUCUCAGGACCAGCGUGGGCGAUCAGAGGCUGUCUGAAAGCUCACCAGUGCGCUCAAGUUAGCAAUAGUGUGAUAUAGUUGACCCCUAAGAGUAGCAUCUAAUGGUGACCAACCCUGCAUUCCAAUACUGUUUUUACUGUUCGGCUUGGGGGAAUCCCCUUCACCAUCUUCACCACUGCUGCACUAGCUAAUUAGCACACUAAUUAAUUACCAAGCCAGUUUCACUCUGCUUGCAUUUCAAAGGAAAUAAACUGUACACAUCACCAGUGAAAUCACAGCAUUUUGUUCUGUCAAGUGCAAAUGCACACUGACUGUAACAUCUUGUUUCCGUUACACACAUCUCCGCUCACGCUCCAAACAGCCAAGCACACACACUUCCAGUCGAAGGAGUAUGUCAGUGAGGGUGUGUUAACAGUACAGGAAUGCAGGCCGGGUGGUGUGGUUGUAAACAUGUGCCAUAAUGGAUCCCCCAUGAGGUGGCUCUUGGCUGUAAAUAUGGGAAAGCCUCAUGUUGCUGCUCUUACAUGUGAUCAGUUUUCAUUUCUGUAUUACAAGUGCUCGAUGCACAUUACUCACAAUAAGCUGUAUAUACAUCUGAUUCCUCAACAGUAUUUAAAGUUUAGUAUUUUUAAACCAUAAAUGCUGUGUAUUCUAACGUUCUGUCAAUCAUGUGAGAGAUUACCAUAAUGAUUGAUACAGUUAGGAAAGAAAUGACCAUAGGAUGAGCUGAUGUACUGUGUCCACAUGCCAAAAAAAAAAAAACAAAAAAAAAAAACCCACCUGUAAUGGUAGAGAAUAAGCAGUGUGUGAUGCAUAGUGCAGUGAACAGUGCCAGUUUUGAUACUUGAACAGAUGUAUAGUUCUGGUUUCACAUUGAUGUGGUGUCACGUUUGGUGUGUAGAAUCUCUUUCCACUUUAGAAUCACACUUUGUGUAAAUUAUAAACACUCAUACAUAUCAUUUUGUAGAACAACACCUUCACAGAGAGGAUCUGUGUGAUGAUAACAGUAACUUUAUACUUUAUACCUUUGGACUUAAAGUGAUUAAGGUGCAGUCUUCAGUAUGAGAGGCAGUUUGAUAUCCUGUAUAGUGAAUGUAUUGUAACCUCUUUGUAAAGUAGUUUUGAAAUUAUAUUUUCAUACUACGUUUUGUGAAAUAUUUUCUCUGUGGCAAAAGCUAUUUGUACGUGUGGCAAAAUUUGUAUCAAGUGUUCUUGUGAAUAUGAAAGAGUGUUCAGGUGUCUUUAUUUUAAAAGCUGUUUAUGACAUUUUGAAAAGGUACAAAAAAGUAAAAAUAAAGACAAAAAG